AUGUCGGAACUCAGGCAAGCGGAGCAAGCGGGAUUGGAGCGGAAUCGGCUAGGUUAUUCACGAGCCAUGGAGCUAAGGUGGUCAUACGUACAAGAAGAGCUUGGCCAAAACGGCGCCGUUUCCAUCGGGAAGGACAGAGCCAGUUUUUACCGUUGCGAUAUAACGAAGGAGACGGAAGUAGAGAACGCCGGCCGUCAAGUGCACCGUUGA
Molecule: messenger RNA, 210 nt
Organism: Microthlaspi erraticum
Lineage: Eukaryota; Viridiplantae; Streptophyta; Magnoliopsida; Brassicales; Brassicaceae
Source: the annotation of a GenBank genome assembly